Aspergillus steynii IBT 23096 is the source of this 2255-nucleotide messenger RNA. RefSeq names its product putative RNA exonuclease Rex3 (gene rex3). NCBI's taxonomy places the organism in Eukaryota, Fungi, Ascomycota, Eurotiomycetes, Eurotiales, Aspergillaceae. Gene Ontology annotation, cellular component: nucleus. The record is from RefSeq and is a predicted model, not a curated record. The coding region runs from base 363 to 2255 and encodes 630 amino acids. The transcript has 3 exons. Gene Ontology annotation, molecular function: exonuclease activity; nucleic acid binding.
GGGUACCAUCUUGGACAGCAGAUUGCGCUGAGCUGAGCUGGCUGAUGCCAUUGGCAUGACUACGUACUUCUCCGUGAUUCCUUGACCUGGUGCAUGCUAUUGAGCCAGUUUUCGACUUGAUUCUUAUCCUUGAGAGAGCCGAAGCUGUUAUCAAGGAACCCACUUUUCAAUUCGAUGGCCACCAACACAACCUCCCGCCCCUUCAUCAAUCCUGGCAUAUUUCGCUCAUGUCUUGAUUAACACGGCGUGUAGCUGGAGGCCUCAAGACGGGAAGCGAUAAUCGAAUUCAAUCUAUCUUGGCUUGCCAUAUCCUACUGAUCCAUAUAUCCCCCUGUUCAUAUAUACCUCACUUCUCCGUCAUUAUGUUUCCGCCGCUUGGGUUGUUCAAAGAUAUUCCUUGUCCUCAGGGCGAGCAGUGCUCCCUGCUGACCUGCAUCUUCUCUCACCCAUCCACCAACUCCACUGGUGAUCAAAAGAAUACGACUGCCCCGGAGGUCCACGCAACACACGAUCCAUCUAUCCAGGACCCUCCGCCCCCCAAGAAGGCCAAAUUACAAGUAGCGGCCGAACCCAGCAAGGGCGCUCUAGAGUCUCUGCCAUCCUCAUCUAGGAGUCAACCUACCAGCCAGGCGAGUUCAUUGGCAAGCGCAGCGCGCAAGCCAUCCCAAGCGACAGACCAAAAGCCGGUUCGGCUUCAAACCGUCACAAAGAAAGUCUCGCCGCCGCCGCCAAAGUCAGGAUUGGCGUCAAAUCCCCCAGAUGGGCCUUCUGCUGAGAAGCCGAAAGCGGGCUUCCCACCGAGGCACGCUCCCCGGGAAAGCCUCAAUCCUCGCAUGCUCACAAAAUCCCCUGCGUCUCAUGGGGUUCGAUUGGCAAUUCUGACGAAGCUUCAUGCCGCCAUGUCUUCCUUGAACAACAACAUGGCUAAGCAGAAAGAGGGCCCGGAGAAGUAUCUGGUGCUGUCUCCCAACGAGUUGAUCACGAUGGCAUUGGAUGAAGAGGAAAGUGUGGCGAAGGACAACGCGAGUAUAUACUCGAAUGUCAUUAAACUUCGGAUAGUGAAGCUGUCGAAGAUGAACCAAGAGGACUGGGUCAAAGAGGUCAAGGCUCACCUGAACCAGCGGUAUUACAAGAUUCCGCCAAGCCGGUCAGAGCAGAAGCCCAAGACACUCACGACAGGGCUGAGCGUCCCCGAAGAAAUCGCACUUGCGAAAAAGCUUGUCAAGCCUCUCGAAGGACUAGAGCAAUUUGGCUACGUGACCAAGGCUCCUACAAAUGAGGAAGUCGAGAAUGCGAGAAAGGGUGUCAUCGAAUCGAAAGGCUGGGAGAAAUGUGACCGGUGUGGCGGGCGAUUCCAGGUGUUUCCCGGUCGGCGUGAGGACGGCUCUUUGACGACUGGAGGGACUUGUACAUAUCACUCUGGGAAACCCGUCUACCCACCGAGAAAGCCGACUGAUCAUAUCACCGGGCCUAGAGAGGCCUACUUUUCCUGUUGCAACGAAACCUUAGGCACUUCUCCCGGCUGCACCAAAGGCCAAACUCAUGUCUACAAGGUGUCGGAGACCAAAAGGCUUGCCUCCAUUCUCCAAUUCGAACGCACGCCUGCCCAGCCGGGGAAAGGGUCGCAGCCACCCGUGUGUUUCGAUUGCGAGAUGGGAUAUACAACGUUGGGGUUGGAGCUGAUCCGGAUGACCGCCGUCAGUUGGCCCGAAGGCAAGCCGCUCGUCGAUGUUCUCGUCCGGCCAAUGGGGGAAGUGCUGGACUUGAAUUCACGCUUCUCCGGCGUCUUCCCCGAGCACUACACCGACGCAAUCCCUUACGGGACCACGCCUCCCAAGACGGGCUCCUCUACGAGGGAGGACGGGGAGAUCGAGCCGGCGCCCCUUCACGUGGUGGAGUCCCCGGCAGCAGCACGAGCCUUAUUGUUCCAGUUGAUCCAGCCCGAUACGCCCCUGAUUGGCCAUGCCAUCGAUAACGACCUGAAUGCGUGUCGCAUCAUCCACCCGGCAGUCAUCGAUACGGUUCUUCUCUACCCACAUCCGCGGGGCUUGCCGAUCCGGACGAGUCUCAAGAUGGGGGGAGAUCGAGGCCAUGAUUCCAAAGAGGAUGCGGUUGCCACGGGUGAUCUGGUCCGGUCCAAAGGAUGGGUCCUCCAGGAUGAUCGCCUUGUUCCUCCACGGGGUACGCCAGAUGAUGCGGCAGGGGAUAUGAGACUUGGCCGAGGAGCCGGACAGAAAAGGACCAGUUCGGGUUAA